Messenger RNA from Meloidogyne enterolobii, 843 nucleotides. The record is from the annotation of a GenBank genome assembly. Lineage: Eukaryota; Metazoa; Nematoda; Chromadorea; Rhabditida; Meloidogynidae.
AUGGAAAAACCAAGAAAAGAUCCUUGUAUUGGAAGUCAAAUAGAGCUUGCUGUGUUUGUUAAUACUAGAAGGGAAUUGUUUCAUAGACGUAUGGGAAUUAGGAAUAGUUGGGCUAAAGACGCGAGUAAAAAUAUGAUUAUUCGUUUUGUGAUUGGAGAUCCAGUACUGGAAGAAGAGGAAGGAAGAAAAUUUGAUAAAUUAUUGGAUGAAGAACAAAAACAAUUUGGUGAUUUGAUUCGUUACUAUAAUAUAACAGAAGGCUAUCAUAUGUUGCAAUUUAAAGUAGGUGCUGCUUUUCAAUGGCAACAAAAAUGGUGCCCUAAUGCGGAAUAUGUUAUGAAAACUGAUGAUGAUGCAAUCAUUGAUUUGCCUCGUUGGGCAUUCUGGAAUGAAAACAAAUUUAAAAAACAAUUGAAAGAAACUGGAACUGGCCUAGCAUUUUUUGGAUAUUUAGUAGAUGAAACACCUACAAUAAGGGAAAAGGACAAUAAAUGGUAUUUAUCUAAGGAGGAAUAUCCUAAUGAAAUUCUUCCAAAAUAUAUGCAUAAUACAUUCUUUGCAAACAGUAAAACGAUAAAAUUGGUGAUGAAACACACAAAAGAAUUUUAUGGAAUACACAUUGAAGAUACUUUAUAUGCUGGAAUAAUAGCUAAAAAAGCAAAUAUUUCUCUUUUUGAUCUGUCUCAAGUUCAUAUUCGGGAAGAUAAUUUGGUGGAUAACGAAAAAUGUGAACUUGGAAAACCUAAAAUCUUCAGUAUAUUACAAAAGACACUUACAAGUAGUACAGAAUAUAAGGAAGAAUAUAAAAAGCUACAUAAUUUAAAAUGUAAUAAAAAUUAUUAA